Messenger RNA from Phyllopteryx taeniolatus (common seadragon), 1598 nucleotides. It is a transcript of the gene rab3ab, whose product is annotated as RAB3A, member RAS oncogene family, b. Gene Ontology annotation, molecular function: GTPase activity; GTP binding. Gene Ontology annotation, cellular component: synaptic vesicle; axon; endosome. The transcript is spliced from 5 exons. The record is from RefSeq and is a predicted model, not a curated record. Gene Ontology annotation, biological process: regulation of synaptic vesicle fusion to presynaptic active zone membrane; maintenance of presynaptic active zone structure; regulation of exocytosis. NCBI's taxonomy places the organism in Eukaryota, Metazoa, Chordata, Actinopteri, Syngnathiformes, Syngnathidae. The coding region runs from base 149 to 808 and encodes 219 amino acids.
CAUCACACAUCACAUUUUGAAUUCAACGUCAACUCGUUUAUUUUGGAAGAGUAAACGGAACUUAAAUCUCCCCACUUUCUAACCUAAUCUUGGUGGUGUCUGCGGUUGCAGGACGCGGUGGACAGCAGCCGGACAGAAAUCUACAAAGAUGGCGUCAGCCACAGCGACCUAUGGACAGAAGGAGUCCUCAGACCAGAACUUUGACUAUAUGUUCAAGAUCUUGAUCAUCGGCAACAGUAGUGUGGGUAAAACGUCCUUCUUGUUCCGUUACGCCGAUGACUCCUUCACCCCCGCCUUUGUCAGUACGGUGGGCAUCGACUUCAAGGUGAAGACCAUCUACAGGAAUGAUAAGAGGAUCAAAUUACAGAUCUGGGACACGGCGGGUCAGGAGCGUUACCGCACCAUCACGACAGCUUACUACCGAGGGGCCAUGGGCUUCAUCCUCAUGUAUGACAUCACCAACGAGGAAUCCUUCAAUGCUGUCCAGGACUGGUCCACUCAAAUUAAGACAUACUCAUGGGACAAUGCCCAGGUGCUGCUGGUUGGAAAUAAAUGUGAUAUGGACGAUGAGCGCAUGGUGAGUGGCGACAGAGGCCGGCAGCUGUCUGAACAUCUCGGUUUUGAGUUCUUCGAGGCCAGCGCCAAAGACAACAUCAACGUGAAGCAGACCUUUGAGCGUCUGGUCGACAUUAUUUGUGAAAAGAUGUCUGAGAGUCUGGAUGCUGGUGAUCCCGCCAUCACGGGAGCCAAGCAGGGGCCUCAGCUGACAGAGCAGCCUGCUCCACCACACCAGGACUGUGCAUGUUAAAGAUGGCCAUCUGUUUCCUUCUUCUCCUCCACGCUCCGAGCGGUUCCAGUGUCCAUCAAACUUUUCACCAACUUUCGAGCUUCCUUCUUCUGACUGAGGACCAUUGGCUGAUGGUCCCAAGAACCAUCUUGUAAAAGUCUCUGAAAUGAUUCUCUGAGCAGACCAGUUCUUGAGGUGCACUUGUUUGUUACACCAUAUAAUAGUUAUGCAAUCUUUUUUUUUUUUUUUUUUUGUAUGUUCAAUCACGCCACCAUGUUUCAGACUCUUUGUAACCUCAGGUUCUUCUGGAUUGUUUUAUUGUUUCUGUGUGUGUGUCUUUAAAAGGAUUUGAUGGCAUCCAUCCACCCUCAGAGUGCCAUUGAAAUCCUUCUGAAGUUUACAGUACUUUUGUUUGUUGGGAUCUAGUGGACAAGAACUCAACAGUGGAGUCAUGUUUGGUGUACUAAAAUCCAUCUGUGUUCAGUUUGUUAUACAGUCGGGUAUGAAUAUAUUUGUCUCACCUUUUAUCUACAUAUUGUCAUUGAAGGUAUCAAGACCCAAGCUUUUUUUUUUUUUUUUUUACAUUUCUGAAACUUGUUUUUUAUUGUUGUGUUGCUUUUUAGCUGCAUCAAGCACUGGAUGGAUGAACAAGAUUGAGAAAAUGAGUUAAGAUGAAAUGGUAUUUGAUUACAUUUUAUUUAUUUCAGAUGUAGACAUGAUUAUUGUGCAGUACAUAUGAUAUAUACAGAUGUAUUUCUGGAAGUAAACUUUAUGAAGAUAUAAAGGUCUAUGAUGAUAGUAUUAUAUACUA